CUCAGAACAACACUUCUACAAGCUCAAACAACCCUUUCUAAACACUCAACACAAAACUCAUUAGAAGUUUCUACCGCCUUCCACACUUCAAAAUGCAAUUCACCACUUCCACCAUUGUUGCUUUCUUGCCAUUCAUGGCCUCCUUUGCAGUCGCUGCUCCAUUGACCCUCGCCGCACGAUCAGACAUUCCAGAGCAGUGCCACUUUGUGAAUGGUGACGCCUCAUCCCGCGCUAUCGUCUGCGAGUACGCAACUGCGCCAGUCUUCGAUUCCAACUUUCCCGGUGCUUGCGUUACCGAUGCCGCAGGCGAUAUCACCUGCACUCUUCCUGAGGGAUCCAAGGACAUCAGCAUCAAUAAGCCCCUCGCUGUUCGUGCAGUUGAUGCCGAGGCGUACAGGCUCACGAUCUCCUGGAAGCGCGAUGAGAGUUCAGUCAAGGAGCGCUCAGUUGAGCAGGAGGCUUACAGGCUUACCAUCUCUUGGAAGCGGGAUGAGGCCGCCGUCAUGGCCCGUGCUGUUGAGCAGGAGGCGUACAGACUUACCAUCUCCUGGUAGAAGUGAUUCGUGGAUGGUCAAGACUCGGAGGAAGUCGGUUUUAGUUUUGCGUACGCACUUUUUUCUUAAGGAGGUUUCUAGGUGGAUUGCGAGCAGGAUUUGGUUGGGCUAGGAUUUCUUUGAGGCAGGGCAACAGGAGAUUUUGAGAGUCUUGACUAGGUGAUGAGCUAUUUGAAAA
Molecule: messenger RNA, 732 nt
Organism: Cadophora gregata
Lineage: Eukaryota; Fungi; Ascomycota; Leotiomycetes; Helotiales; Ploettnerulaceae
Exons: 3
Coding region: 93-554 (153 amino acids)
Source: RefSeq, a predicted model, not a curated record